GCUCUCCCUGCUCCGUGGACGUCGCCAGCAGCACAGACAGUCCAUUACUCCAUCGCUCUGUGAGCUGCAGAUGCUUGUCUUGCUGUAGUUUGUUUACCUCAGCUUGUUGUAUUUGUUAAAAAGCCAAUAAUGGAAGGAAACGUUUGCAGCCUCCAGGUUCUGCUUUGGGCAGCCGAGUUCGUGGAGAGGAAAAGCCGAGAGGCAGAACAUGGAUAUGCUUCCCCUCCGCCUGUAGGCGAAGGUAAUUUCGAUAAAAUAAGCAAACAGAAGAACAAGAAGAACUCUGCUGCUGGUGGUAAAAGGACGGUUCAUAAUGAGCUGGAGAAAAACAGGCGAGCUCAGCUGAGGCACUGCUUGGAGCAGCUGAAAAAGCAGGUCCCUCUCUCUUCAGACUCCAUGAGGAACACCACCCUGAACCUGCUGAGACAAGCCCAGCUUCACAUAAAGAAGCUGCAGGAGCAGGACGAGUGGGCGGAGCAGCUGAAGGACCGCCUUCGCUGGGAGCAGAGGGAGCUUCGGGUUCGGCUGGAGCAGCUGCAGCGGGGAACAGAGAGGAUGAGGAACAACAGCCAGGGGUCCACCAUGUCCUCGGAGAGGUCGGACUCGGACAGAGAAGACGUGGAGGUGGAUGUGGAAAGCAUCGUGUUUGACUGCGUGGAUUCUGACGGGCUCAGUAUAGCACACAUGGAUGCAGACCACAGUUACUCCAGCCUGGACCGGUCCUGGCUAUGACCGCCGUGACCUAAGGUCUGUCAGGUGUAUGGAGGGAAUUUGGUUUCCUUUUUAAUGCAAGCAAAGGCAUCAUUUUUUAAACUGAAACUUAAAAAGAAGGCA
Molecule: messenger RNA, 834 nt
Organism: Cyprinodon variegatus (sheepshead minnow)
Lineage: Eukaryota; Metazoa; Chordata; Actinopteri; Cyprinodontiformes; Cyprinodontidae
Gene: mxd3
Product: MAX dimerization protein 3
Exons: 6
Coding region: 130-732 (200 amino acids)
Biological process (GO): regulation of transcription by RNA polymerase II
Molecular function (GO): DNA-binding transcription factor activity, RNA polymerase II-specific; protein dimerization activity; RNA polymerase II cis-regulatory region sequence-specific DNA binding
Source: RefSeq, a predicted model, not a curated record